AUGCGAGGACCACGGCUCGACGCUUCCGGCCAAGGUCGAUCAAGUACCCGGGGCGUCCAUCUCCAGCACAUGGAUGCAACUGAUGCCACGAGAGAUGCACACAUUGCUGCAAGCAAGGCGUUUGUCCACGACCGAGAGAAUUGCGGUUCCGAAGUACCACAGACUCUGUUUCCCGAUCCUUCAGUCGGCACUAGGAUGCUGGCCAGCGAGUAUGGUGACUCCGGGUGCGAUGCACGCCCCUCUGCGCCACAGCGCGACCGUCGGCCACACACCGGCAGUAUUCGUUUUGUGCAGAAUGGCGGCCAGACAUCCAGCUCCGCACGGCGGGAGGCAACUCGUGCCGACACGCGGUUAACGCCAGGAGCAUACCAAACACCACUUAGAAACACGACCUCCUCUGAUAUUCACCCGUCGUCGCGGUUCCUCGCGGCCAGCGAGAGCAGCUACUCCCAGUAUACGUCUUCUCUACCCAGCACUCCUAUGAACAAGCAACAUAUCAACAAGACCUGGUCAUCCCCGCAGGCCCGAAACAAGGAAAAUUUCGGAGAUGCGGCAGCCAGUACGACCAUGGCAAGAAACACAAUCCACGUUGGCUCUGCUCCGCGCCGCACGAUCAUGACCCAAAGGCACUGGCCGCGCCAAUCAUCAAAGGGCAGCCUGCGUAACAAGGGUACCUCAGCGAGUGCCUUUGGUACUGCAUCGCUGCGAGUAGUCACAGAAGCGGCCAAGUCUACGACGUAUCCCUCUGGCCUGCCAGCAUAUUUUAAGGACGCGGUUACUACAGAAUACCUGGCUCAAGAGCACAAGCACGAGAGGUCAGGAGAGUAUAGUGCAACUCAGAGGCAGCCGCUUCUGGCAGUACCUUCCCUGCAGAAUACCCACAACCGGUGCAUUCAACAUCAACCGGAGACAGAUGUCAUCGUGGGGAGGGCAGCGAUACCUCCACCAUGUCCGACAAUAUCAAGAAGCUUCUUGCGGGCUCCCCGGAAGCGCAAUUUUUCAUUCUCUAGCAAUGGCGAGGACAAAUUCUCAGCAGUACCAUCCACUAUUAAUUCAUCUCACAAGGGCCUGUCUUUGCGCUCACCACGCACAGAACAAAGGGGCAUGCGCAAGUCGCUUCGGCAGAAUCAACCCCAGACAUCACGGCCAAGUAUAAUACCUGACCGACCACUACCCGAUAUUAGUGCCCAAGAAGGAAUCGAAGGGUUUGGAAACGAGUCCAGCAACACCGGAAGCCUGCGCCGAACAGCGAGAAGAGUGUCGAAAAGAGUUAAGAUGAGACUGAGAAGUUUCUGGAAUCACUCUAAAAGUGACUGUGUCUCAGAGCAGGUGCCAGACCAGCAUAUAGAAGCCCCUUUGCUCGGGGAAGCCUUCAGCGGGCAAGAAUUUAUGUCGGAACGUGCGAUGCGAUUGUCCUUUUCAAACGACUUGCAUACCAAUUCCGAGCACAACGGGUCCGGAACGAUCGUCCGCGGCGCAUACGGGGCCGGGCAGGCGGCGCAAAGCGAAGCGAGCGGUGAGACAUCCCGGUUCACGAGCUGGUCUAGCUCAGUGCGUCGGGUAUCGUCGACAGCAAGCAAUCGGCAACCAACGAGCGAAUUUGCGCCACGGCACUUGCCUGUGAUCACCGAAAGCAACGGCCAGACCGAAGUCCCAACGCCGAUUGCAGCCUCCGGAGUUGAAACGCACAACGGCAUACACCAUCCACCACAGACCCAACCAAUGAGCGCUGCACCACGGAAGUUGACUGACAGAGAUGCUGAGUUACUGGCGUCUGGGAUCCGUAUGCGGCGAGCAGCACAAGUCUCUCCCAGCUCCUCGUCGUCGUCGUCGUCGUCUUCGUCGUCACCUUCGCUCGCUGGCAGCGGCCGUGGAGCCACUCCCCGGCAGGCGAUUGCACCCGCUGCCCUUCGCCGCCUACAGGAGUUGAGCCUAAAUUUGCAAAAUGUCUGCCGCGAGGAGAGCAGAGAGACUACCGCGAAGGGCCAGACAAGCAGCAACGAUCCGUUUUAUGACGGAGACAAAGCCGAGAAUGUUUUGUUCGCCUUCCAGUCGGCCCCAACAACCCCUGCUGACCCAGGCCUCCCAGACCCCCAGAAAUUGUCCCCAGUGGCCGGUGGUCAGACAGCUGUGUCGCCGCAGUAUUUUUUCCGCGGGAAGAGUCCUUUCCAGCGCGCUCUCCGGGAGAGCAUGAAGACAUUUGAAAGCGAGACAUCGGCAUCCCGAGCCCAGAAGCGAGAUCAAAUCGAUGGCGGGUUUGGAAGCCCGGCUGGUCUUGGUCUCCCAGCUCUAGCGCGCGCAAAGAAGUUAAAGGAGGUAGAAGACGAUGCGCCACUUCUCCAGUCUGAUGGGUCCGGACAGUGGUCUCGUGUGCAAGCCUGGCAAGCCGGUCUGGUUCAUGACAGCUCGACAAGGUCAGACAGCGCGCACUCGCCACCAGGCAAGGGCCAAGAACACUUACCGACAACUGACAAUCCUGGCCUUCGCACUAUGACCUCACAAGGCCUCUGUGCAUCGACAGCUAGCUUGGGCUGCGGCACUGCACGGACGCCCGUUGCUCGAUCGGUGCAGUUGGACCGCCUACACCGAGACACCGUCGUAUCGCCGGAACAGCUGAGGGUCUGGAUGAACCAAAGCGUCGAUAUAGAGGAGAUGGGCAGCCCCUGGUCGAAGCCAACAACCGGCCACACUCGCGAAAAUGCCGAGCAUGCUGAACACGACGACAGUAUGGUUUAA
Molecule: messenger RNA, 2736 nt
Organism: Sporothrix schenckii 1099-18
Lineage: Eukaryota; Fungi; Ascomycota; Sordariomycetes; Ophiostomatales; Ophiostomataceae
Exons: 1
Coding region: 1-2736 (911 amino acids)
Source: RefSeq, a predicted model, not a curated record